Messenger RNA from Puccinia triticina, 981 nucleotides. RefSeq lists its product as uncharacterized. The record is from RefSeq and is a predicted model, not a curated record. Gene Ontology annotation, molecular function: transmembrane protein transporter activity. The coding region runs from base 1 to 981 and encodes 326 amino acids. The transcript has 4 exons. NCBI's taxonomy places the organism in Eukaryota, Fungi, Basidiomycota, Pucciniomycetes, Pucciniales, Pucciniaceae. Gene Ontology annotation, cellular component: mitochondrial outer membrane translocase complex; mitochondrial outer membrane. Gene Ontology annotation, biological process: protein import into mitochondrial matrix; tRNA import into mitochondrion; protein targeting.
AUGGCAUCAACCCGACAAGUGCUUACCAUCGGUGGCCUCUCUUUCCUUACCGCCGGAUUGACUUAUUGUUUGUACUUCGAUUACAAGAGGCGGAACGACCCGGCGUUUCGCAAGGAGCUUCUCAAAGAACAGCGUCGACUGGUCAAGAAAAAUCAAACUCAAGAUAGGAAUGCCUCCCGCGAGUUAGAAAAAAUGCUCCAAGCUGCCGUCUCGAGCGUCCUUUCCGAGCAGUUUCCGACGACUGUGGAAGGCAAGGAGCAGUUCUUCAUGGAGCAAGUUGGGAUCGGAGAAAUGCUAGCCUCCAAGAUGCCCCGAGGUGCUAUGCCAGCGGCCAUCGCUUUCUUCAAAGCGUACAAAGUGUAUCCGUCGCCUGAGGAACUGCUGGUCAUCUACCAACGGACGAUGCCCCCUGAGAUAUUUGCAAUCAUCAUUGAAAUGAUCAAAUUGGAAGUCAACCAAGUCAUUCAUGCUAAGAACAACUAUCGGCCCCAGACCCGCAUGGACGCACCAGUCAUCGAAGAAAUCACCGGCGACGAACGUGCACUGAUCGAUGCUCUGAAAUCUGUUGCCGCUUCAGCGCCCACUUCAGCCUCGACCAAGCCGACUUCCGAGGGGUCCAAAGCACCUUCUGCCGAAUCCAAACCGCCAUCUGGACAUGAAGCCGCCCCGAAAUCAGCCCCACUCUCCCUGAACCCCUCCGGAGAUCCAAGCACGCAAACCAGUUCAGCUGCCCCCUCCGAAAAUGGAAGCGCCAUGGGCGCAAGCCAAACAGCCAACAGCUUCGUCCUAGUUGAUGACGAUUCCUCUGCUCCAACCAAUACCUCCCAGAGCAUCACCCAGCCAUCCGAGCCAGAAAAUCAGUUAUCAGACGACCUCAACACCGACAACCAACCUCGGGAAGAAGAUGCCCAAGAAUUAGAAAACGGACACUCUGCAGACGAUCAACCCCAACGCGCUUCCUCAGCACCGGUAGAAGGUUAA